CCAAGCGGCUCAGUAACAGCACUACUACCGCAGGCGUUUGUUUCUCUCAGUUUUUAAGUCUCCUCAGUAACUUGUUGUUAUAAAAUAGCACUUAACCACAUCUAUAAUUCGUGGAGGUGAUGGCCACUCCGGAGAACUUCCCCGGCGAGCCGGGAGACAGGCCAGAGCCCUCCUACCCCCGCGAUGGCAGCAGCCCGAGCACAGUGGACACCGACACCGCUGUCAUCUUGCUGGGAGCCGGAGUCACAGCCAUCACACACCCGCUGCUCUACGUCAAACUGCUCAUUCAGGUUGGCCAUGAGCCCCUCCCCCCUACAGUGGGCACCACCAUGUUUGGGAGGAAAGUACUAUACCUGCCUGGAUUCUUCUCUUAUGCCCAGCAUAUAGUGUCUGUGGACGGCAAGAGGGGACUGUUCAGGGGUCUUUCUCCUCGCAUCAUGUCCAGUGCCAUCUCUACUGUGGUGAGAAGUAGAGUCAAACAGGCUAUGCCAGCACAAACUCCAGAGACCAUAGCCAACAGAGACGACCUGAAGAACUCACUCAGGAAAGUCAUGAGAGAGACGUCUCAGGAGAUGAUGGUCCAGUGUUUGUCGAGGAUAGCAACUCAUCCGUUUCAUGUGAUCUCAGUGCGCUGCAUGGCCCAGUUCGUGGGGAGGGAGGUCAAGUACAGAGGUCUGUUCAGUAGCAUCAUGAAGAUCUUCCAGGAGGAGGGACUCAGUGGCUUCUUUGUGGGUCUGGUGCCUCAUGUGUUGGGGGAGGUCCUCUUCCUGUGGUGUUGUAACCUGCUGGCUCACUUCAUCAACACCUAUGCAGUGGACGACAGCUUCAGCCAGGCCCCAGCUGUCAGGAGUUACACCAAGUUCGUCAUGGGGAUUGCCGUGAGUGUGUUGACGUACCCUUUCAUGUUGGUGGCUGAUCUGAUGGCGGUUAACAACUGCGGCUUGGCUGCUGGUGUCCCUCCAUACUCCCCCCUCUUCAAGUCCUGGGUACACUGCUGGAGUCACCUCACACAACAGAGUCAGUUGUUUCGAGGGUCCAGUUUCUUCUUCCGCCGAGUGCCUGUGACCGCCCUGCCUGUCGAGUAGCCACGCCCACUACAGACCCAGCUCUAUGUGAUGAUCCGUUUCCUGUUCCUGGUCCCCGCCCACACGAUGAUGCGUUUCUUGUUCCUGGCCCUGCCCAUGGCUGGAUCUCAAAUGGUGCACUUGUGCACUUCGGGCACUAUGUUUUAGUGCGUAACUAAUACGGCAUGCGCACUGAAACAUGAACACUAAAGUGCACAAGUGCACCAUUUGAGAUUCAGCCCAUAUGAUCAUAGGUACAUACAUGGGUUUGUCUGUUUUGAUUCUUUUUGAAUGCGUGCGCAGCCAGGAAUCCCAACAUGUUAAGUGGCUAACAUUGGAAGUUGCAUUGGACCAGUGUAGUGCGUGGUUAGAACCUGUUUUCUUAUCGGCUGGAUGUUGUAGCGGUUUCUGUACUCCUACCGACUCCAUUUUGGCAUAACAUAUCUUAACGUGAGUACAUCAGAAACGAUUCCUAUGCUUUGCAAAUGAAGUUGUAUCACACCAAUCACACGUGAGGACAACGUUUGAGUGACGGCCAAUCCAAACAAUCAGAGGCUGCCUUUGAUCGCGAAACCCCGCCUUGUCAACAGUGGCUAACACUUUCCAAUACAAUACAGCAUUAUUUGGGGGACAUGCCCAAGCAUUACCAGCGACAUGAUUGUAUUUUCUUCUAAACGGUGUCACCGGCUGACGGCUGUACAGCGUGCGAGCAAGUGGAUAAAACUGCCAGCCGACAAGACAACAGGUUCUUGUCAUACACUGUGCAGGGCUCCAAUGGGACUUCCAAUGAUAAACACCUAGCCACCUAGCAUUUUGAAAUCCCUGGCUGCGUGCGCACCCACCUGUGUGCAAAACAGCCAGAACCCAUGUAUAGCGAGUGCUUUGCAAUAUCCAGACUCCCACCCUCAGCCAGUGCUUGUGGCCUCGCGUUUUGCUAACGUCCCACCUCCGUGGAGAAAACAAUAGUUUCCACAUCAACUUUUGGGAGACUGUUCUUCAUUCACCAUCCCAAUUGCAAAUGAGAAAAUCAUAUUAGAAUUGCGCUUUUGCAGUAAGAUAUUGAAUUAAACUUCCGGCGUUGGUGACGUCAUCACGAGGCCACAAGCAAGCAAGUGAGGAAGGGAGUACAUUGGAAAGCCUUGCCCAUAUGAUCAUACAUAUCCUGUACAGCCCCAGUAAGAGCACACCCUCCCAGUGACAUUACGUGAACUCUCACCUUUUCACCUGUAGCAGUCGGACAGUUGACCCAAGGUGCUAAGCCUGACAUCGAAUGACUCCCUCCUCAUCACACACCAGUGUCUCUCCCCGCCACCCUCCCACCCCCAAUAAUACCCUUCUUCUCUCAGGAAUAACGCCCAUCUAAUGUGUCUAAACCUUUCUCCUCUCAUCCUCGCCACACUUCCCUGAACUUGUUCGUCUUUCUCUCCUUUCUUCUUUUCAUCUUCCCCUUCUUGUCAUCUUGGUCAGCCCAUAUCCUGCUGCCCUCCUCUCCUCCUCUCUUGUCCUUCCUGUUUUUAGAUGCGUCUAGCAUCUCUAUAAGAGGGUAUGUCAGUCAGUCGGGUGGUCGGUCGGUCGGUUGGUCUGUCCGUCUGAAACACUUUCUUUCAGUAGUUAUUCCCUCCUGUGUCCACAAGCCGGCAGUGUGUAGAUGGACGCAUCUUUGUCCGCCUGUCGGACUUGUUUCACUUCUCUCUCAUUUCUCUUUGUUCUCUUCUUCUCGCAUCUUUCCUCUCCAACCUGUGCCAUUUUUGAGUGUUCAUCUGUGUGUGUGUGUGUGUGUGUGUGUGUGUGUGUGUGUGUGUGUGUGUGUGUGUGUGUGUGUGUGUGUGUGUGUGUGUGUGUGUGUGUGUGUGUUCCCAGUGUCUUCUCCUACCAUAGUGCCAUACACCACCCACUACCCCACAGGGUCCCAAUAUCACCACACCGCCCACCCCUCUCAACUGGGCACCAUCCCCAACCCCCCCAUUCUCCCCCAUGUAGCAGGAUGGAUUCACUUCUGUUGCUGUAAGAUACUGUAGAUUUGUAAAAUGAGUUCACGUCACACACACACACACACACACACACACACACACACACACACACACACACACACACACACACACACACACACACACACACACACACAUACACACACACACACACACAGGGCCCAUGCAGACACAAUACACUCUCUAACUCGUGAUUGAUUGAUUUGCCACCCUUUGCACUAAUUUAUUUAAUCUUGUAGUAUAUAAUUAUAAUUAUCAUACUGAAUAGUAGCAAUUUUAUUUUCACAGCUUUAUUUUUGUACGUGUAUGUAGUUUUGAUCUAACAUUUCAUGACUUCAAGUUUCACCUUAAUGCCAAAUCCUUGGUUACUGUCCAUAGUUUGAGUUUUACUGUGUGUGUGCGUGCGUGUGUGUGUGUGCAUGCGCGCGCGUGUAUGUUGAGUUUUGUGUUCUCUCUACUUGUCUUCCUCUGAAUCCCAGAACAGGUCACUGUGGUUGUAGCUCUCAUUGCUUUUCCCAAAGUCCCACAUAAAGUAUUCCCAAUCCAAUUUGAAGUGAUUUUUCCCUCCAUAGAAUUCUUGUUGUGCAAUAUUUCCACCUUACUCCCUCUCGAAGAUCUACACAAAUAUUUAUAUUUACACACACGCACGCACACACACUUACACGCACACACACAUGCACACACACCUAGCCCUUAUCCUUCACCUAUCCCAUCCCCUUUCACAACUAACCAGAGCAGAUCCAAUGUUCCACAGGACUCGGUGAAGGAAGACUCACCAUGUGCUUCAAUCUUGACACAGGACUGAACUUGCUGACAUGACGCUGUGUGACAGUCAAUCAGUAAGACUCAUCCGUCAACCCUGUCUAUGACUGGUAACCUGGAUUGAUGACCAGGAACCAAGUAGACUCAGGCUGUUCUGGGUUCCCCCGACACAGGACUUCUAUGAUGAUGUGGUGGCGUAUGAGGUCAUCCACAGGUGUCACAUAAGGAUCGCUGACAUAAAACGACUGAUGACUGACAACGCGGGCUGAUGACUCCAUGGCCAGCAUGAGUGGAAGUCAAAGACUAAAGGCAGUUUGCUACCUUUAACUUUAAAUGUCGUACCCUACAUAAGACUUGCAUGAUGGUGACAUGGUGACAGAGGACGGCCACAUGUGGCGUUAGUAUUACAAAUGGAUAAUGACUGAGGACUGACUAUAGUGGCACAGUGUGAAUGCAAUAGAUUCCCUCCUAGCUGCAGUGUAGCAGUGUGACUCAAGCUAGCUUGCUCGCUAGCUAGAGUAACAGUGUGCCAUUGGCCUCCUCAAGAGGUCUCCAGACGUAUCCCUUUGCCCUAUCUGUACACAUACACACUCAUGCAUGAAUCCUGCUCAGCACGCAUCCUUUAUUAGGCCACUGCAUGUACUGUGACUAUGUGAGCGUGUGUGUGUGUGUGUGUGUGUGUGUGUGUGUGUGUGUGUGUGUGUGUGUGUGUGUGUGUGUGUGUGUGUGUGUGUGUGUGUGUGUGUGUGUGUGUGUGUGUGUGCGAAAGAGAGCGAGUGUGUAAGUGUGAGAGACUAAUCUUCUAAGCUGAGGUAAAUGAAAAGACUUUGUUGCCACAGUAUUCCUCAGAGUUAAAAAGUACUGUAUUGUUUAUUAUUCCUCUCGUUUUAUUUGUUUGUUUCUUUGGUUAUAUGUAACUGUGUUCAAGGCCUUUCCCCUUCUCACAUCAAACGUCACCUCCAAUGACCUCAAUGACCUUCACAUUCAUCUUUGUUGUCAUGUGGUGAUGUCAUAGGUCAAAGGUCACAUUACAUGUUGCCUGGUUCAUUCUCUGUGUGUGUCCUUGCCUUGUGUUGAGAUUUCAUAAAGACAAUAUUGACCUGA
Molecule: messenger RNA, 4918 nt
Organism: Engraulis encrasicolus (European anchovy)
Lineage: Eukaryota; Metazoa; Chordata; Actinopteri; Clupeiformes; Engraulidae
Product: mitochondrial carrier homolog 1-like
Exons: 12
Coding region: 120-1085 (321 amino acids)
Biological process (GO): positive regulation of apoptotic process
Cellular component (GO): mitochondrion; membrane
Source: RefSeq, a predicted model, not a curated record